Messenger RNA from Haliotis rufescens (red abalone), 593 nucleotides. RefSeq lists its product as uncharacterized. The record is from RefSeq and is a predicted model, not a curated record. Bases 91 to 495 code for a protein of 134 amino acids. The transcript has 4 exons. NCBI's taxonomy places the organism in Eukaryota, Metazoa, Mollusca, Gastropoda, Lepetellida, Haliotidae.
AUCCUUAUCUUUAGUGGAACAUACCCUAACGAUAGAAAAAAAUACCUAUUAUUUCAAUUCAGCUCAUCGAGUUCAACAGCCGUUGCCAAGAUGAACUCUCUUAUUGUCAUUGCUUCCUUGGUGGUGGUGUGUGUCGGGCAGGCGCAAGAUGCGUCAACGACAGCAAAGGUCCAUCACCACAGUCACCACUCGCAUGCCGCCCACGCCCACACAACACACGAGCCCAAGGAGACAGAGCAGUACUCCUUUGUCUAUGACGGGAGAAGUCAUGACAUGGUUGUGAAGACGGCAGACCAGUGCUACAUAAUGCCUUUGACAGACAGACAGAGAAACCAGGUCCACGACCCCGAUAACAUCAAGAAAGUUGAGGCUGCAGCUCUCAAACUGAUCGUCGACAAGUCUGUUGACAGCAACGUUGACCAGUCCAUUCUUGACCAUCAUCUGGCACAUUUUUGCAAAGGCUCCUCCAAGAUCAUCUUGCUCAACAACAACUAAUCAAUGUUCUCAUCCUCAUAACUAGCCCAGUAUCAUAACAUGUCGUUGUGUGGUUGCCCUGUGUGUAUGAAGGAGUGAAAUAAAUUGAUUAUUUGGCA